AUGCGGUCCCAGACUCAGCCCGGUAGCCUGAUUGGUACUCGUCCCGAGUCGCCAUCUAUGGCACCCCAGCUGAAUUUGAUGACUCCAGACGCUUUCAGUUCGCCGGGCAAGCGCGAGGAAGAUGACCCACCAUUGUCCGCUACACCUGACGUGAGCAAGCCGCGCAGCUCCACUGGAGGUCCGUGUGAGGAGUCGCUAGCCGAGACUGCUGGGAAGCUAGCGUCGGCCGGCUCCAGCCCCAGUAGAGAGGUGCAGCAGAUCAUGGCGCACAACGACCAUCCCUUCUUCAAGGAGGAGGAGGUAGAGGAGCAGGUGGAGGUAGAGGAGGGCGAGGCGAAUGGGUCGGACGAGCUGUACGAGGCGGCGGCGCUGUACGCGGCCGACGACGUGUUCCCCGAGCCCGCGCCGGCCGCGCCCGCGCUGCCCGCGCCCGCCCUGCCCGCGCCGCCCGCGCUGCCCGCGCCGCCCGCGCUGCCCGCGCUGCCCGCCAAGCUCGUGCACACCAAUAGCGACACCUGGCCGCAGAUAUCGGUGCCACAGAUCUCGGAGGGCGGGCGCAAGGCGUCCAGCGACAAGUCGGGCAGCCAGUCGGCCAACGCAUCGCUCAACUUAUCGGCCGACCGCAACGAAGAAAUUCGUUGUUCCGGCCUCUCUCCCUCUGAUAAGACUCGACUUGAGGCACUCGAACAUAAACUGGAUAAACUUACCGAAAUGCUGAGCGUCCAGACCCGCGAGCUGCGUUCCCUGCGCGGCGCGGUGGUGUCCCCGCGGGACAUCAUCGAUGAAGCUCUACAUGCGCACACGCAGCGCACCACGCAGGCUGUCGAGAGCGCACUGGCUGACGGCUGGGAGCGCAUCGGGCGCGUGGGCGAGGCGGCGAGCGCGCGCGCGGCGGCGGCGGGCGUGGGCGCGGCGCGCGCGCUGGAGCCGCUGGCCGCCGCGCUGCAGGCCGAGCUGGCCGGCAAGCUCACCGCCACCGACGCCCUGCUCCGAGAGAACAUCGAGAAGCUCGCCAACAGCAAGACCAUUAUGGAGCGUCUAAGCACUUCGAUCGCGAAGUCUCUGUCCGACAUGGUGCGUGAAUCGUUCCGCGAGGCACUCUUUGAGAGCGUCAUACCCGUCAUGGAGAAGACGCACGCUCAAAUCUUCAAGCAGAUCAACCAGGCCUUCCAGAAUGGUACUAAGGAAUUCGCGGCCAACACGGAGGCGGCGGCGCGCGCGGCGGCGGAGCGCGGCGGUGCGGCCGCGGCGGCCGGACUGCGCGCGGCGCUCGACCGACACGCGGACGCGCUCGCCAGCGCCACCGCCGCCACGCAGCACCUGCACGUCGCGGACGUCAUACGGGACGCCACGCACAAUGUGCUGGAGAAGGAGCUAUGCUGGUGGAGGGAGCAGGCCCGUGGCGUAGCCCUGGCCUCGCGGGCGCACUCCCCGUCCACGCCGCAUUCACACCACGCACACGAUCGCCAGAUGCAAGUAGCACAGAUCCAGUCUUUGAUUGCUAGUGGCGACGUGAACGGUGCCUUCCAACAAGCUCUGUCGGCGUCCGACCUCGCUCUAGUAGUGAUGGCGUGUCGCGCGGCCGAGCCUGCCCAGGUGUUUGGGCCCCCGUGCAAGCUGAAACAGCACGUGCUACUGUCGCUCGUACAGCAACUCGCUGCUGACAUGGCGCGAGAUACGCCGCUUAAACACAGGUACCUAGAGGAAGCAGUGAUGAACCUGGACACGUCGAACCCAGUGACCCGCGAGCACCUGCCGGCGGUGGUCCGCGAGCUGCAGAAGCAGUUGAUGUCGUUCCUGGCGGGCGCGCCCAACCACGCGCUGGCGCGCCAGCUGCGCAUGCUGCUCAUGGCCACCGAGGCGCUCGUCAAGGCCAGCGCCUGA
Molecule: messenger RNA, 1884 nt
Organism: Spodoptera littoralis (African cotton leafworm)
Lineage: Eukaryota; Metazoa; Arthropoda; Insecta; Lepidoptera; Noctuidae
Source: the annotation of a GenBank genome assembly